Myripristis murdjan (pinecone soldierfish) is the source of this 2630-nucleotide messenger RNA. Its product is annotated as pannexin-1. Gene Ontology annotation, cellular component: plasma membrane. The record is from RefSeq and is a predicted model, not a curated record. Lineage: Eukaryota; Metazoa; Chordata; Actinopteri; Holocentriformes; Holocentridae. Gene Ontology annotation, biological process: cell-cell signaling; positive regulation of interleukin-1 production; monoatomic cation transport. The transcript has 5 exons. The coding region runs from base 280 to 1440 and encodes 386 amino acids. Gene Ontology annotation, molecular function: wide pore channel activity.
CUCUAGCGGCGUGAAGAGGGACCCGCUCCCCUCCUGUUGCCUCAUGUCUGGGUGCUGCAACGGGACAAGGGGCUCAACCAUCAGUCCCAGCCGGCUGGUCACCGCUUGAAGUGGACAAACAACACCUCCUGGGCGCUUACAUAACCAUUUAAUUACUCGCCUCCACCGCGGAGAGCCUCUGAUCACUUGAACCUCAGAGACAGUUUGAUUUGGCCGUGGAGAGCCGCAUUGGCAUUGGAUAAUCUAUGAUCCAAUACCGGCUUUUUGUUCCCGAUUGCAAUGGCGAUUGCCCACGUAGCCACCGAAUACGUUUUCUCUGACUUUUUAUUGAAGGAUCCGACUGAGUCCAAAUACAAAGGAGUGCGUCUGGAACUGGCCGUAGACAAAAUAGUCACAUUUUUAGCGGUCAGUCUGCCUUUGUUUCUCAUCUCCCUUGCGUUUGCUCAAGAGGUGUCAGUCGGUACACAGAUCAGCUGUUUUGCUCCCACUAACUUCUCCUGGCGACAGGCCGCCUAUGUGGACUCCUUCUGCUGGGCAGCAGUACAACAACAAGCUGAGAGUUCACCGCUAUGGCUACACAAGUUCUUUCCAUACAUCCUGCUCUUCCUGGCCAUCCUCAUGUACAUCCCGGCCCUGUUCUGGCGUUUCACAGCGGCUCCCCACUUGUCCUCUGACCUCAACUUCAUCAUGGAGGAGCUGGACCGCUUCUAUAACCGGGCCAUCAGACUAGCCAAGAAUCUGGCAACCUUCGAUAGCAAGGAGGCACCUGAAGACACUCAAUGCAGCAGUGCUCUGGACCUGACUGAGGGCUGCUUCAAGUACCCGUUGGUAGAGCAGUAUCUGAAGACCAAGCGCUUCUCUCGCUCCCUGGUGGUGAAGUACCUAGCGUGCCGGGGCCUGACUCUGCUGACGCUGCUGCUGGCCUGCCUCUACCUGGGCUACUACAUCCAGCUGGCCUCGCUCACGGACGAGUUCCCCUGUGACAUGCAGACAGGCCUGCUGAAGAAUGACAGCGUGGUGCCCCCUGCUGUGCAGUGCAAACUAGUGGCUGUGGGCGUCUUCAGGCUGCUCAGCUACAUCAACCUGGUGGUGUAUGUGCUCCUUGUGCCGUUGGUGGUGUAUGCUGCUCUGGGACCGGCGCGCCAGAGCUCAGGCUUCCUCCGGCCUUAUGAGAUGCUGCCAGGCUUUGGUGCUUUGGGUCUGGUCACGCCUUUCUACAACGACCUCAGCAUCUAUCUGCUGUUCCUGGAGGAGAACCUGAGCGAACUCAAAUCAUUCAAGUGCUUGCAGGUGCUUGAGUUGCUGCAAGAGGCUGGUGAUGAGGGAUUUGACACCAUGUGCCUUCUGCGCACGCUGGGGCAGGUGAAGACCGAUGUGGUGGACAGUAUGAAGCCUCGCUCACAAAAGAAUGUCAAAGAAACCAGUAAACCUGAAGAGUAAUCUCUGAGAGCUGAAAGGUAAGGGAGAGGAGUCGGUCAUACAGAUGGAGGCUGUUUUGUCCACGUGAAUCUGACCCUAUGCACUAUCACUAAAAAUGCCAACCUCCUGCUGCGAUUAACAGAUAAUGUGAAGGAUUGAACCAUAAAAAUAUUUGGUACCUGAUAAUAAAGACUGACUGGCUGUGGUGGAAAAGAAGAAUGACAGGCCAUGGUCUGAGUUUUUUUAUUUAAUUUUUUUUUUUUUUUUUUACAUAUGUCAAUACUGAGCCACUCCAAGGAAAAGAAAUCAUCUUAGAUCCAAGGUGAUCUGCUGCUGACCAAAAACUUGUGUUCUUAGCCUGAAAGCAAAGUCUAGUUUUAUUAUUUUCUGUAUUGCUGUUCUCAGGAUCACUGAAAUGCCUUCUGGUCAUUAUUUAGAGUGCAAGACAUUUUCCAAGGGCUCAAAGCUGCACGUUAGUUUCCGACACAGCUGCCCAUACCUAUCCUUAUGAGAGAAAAGGCUUGUUGGUGUCAGUUUUUAUCCAUUAAAGCUCUGAAGACGUUUCCGACAGUUGAGCUUAAAUGUCAUUAAGUGUGAAGUAAUCAUUAAGGGAAAUAAUUGAAUAUAUUUUAAGAAGCACUGAAGCAGCUUUGUCUAGACAGUAGUAGUUGGACUGUAAAGCAUGUGUUUGUGUGUGUAAAUGUGUUGUAACCAUUUGGCUAUAGUUAUGCAUGUUGUAUGAAAGUAAACCAAGACCUAUAGCACUUAAGUUUUAGAUUAAUAGCAAAAAUAGAAUGAAAAUCAAUUGAAAAGCCCUGAAUCAAAUGCAAAAUAAACUUAAAGGCCUUUCAGCUUUUCAGGCACUCUUGAUUUCCAGGAUCGUCAUUCUCCUGAAUAUCAUUAUGGGGUGUUUCAUCAACAAUACACCAUUCAUAUAAUUUAAUAUACAAUUUAAUGAGGGAAGUUAUCAGAAGAACUGUGUGGUGUACGGUAUGUUUUUAUCCACCUGUAAUGCCUACAAUGCCUCUUAUCAAACACACAAUUCAGGAAUCUUUACUGCCGAGACAACUAGAGCUGAUUCUGUGAAACUCUGCAAAACUUGGGAACAUGAGACACCCCACAGACCUGUGGAGGGAUUUGUCACUACAAUAAUGCUGCAAUUUCUCUGUGCUGCAUGUUUAUUCCUAAUAAAUGGACUAUUCUCCUUUUGA